CCCCCAUCCCCUCCCCGGGCAUGGUGAGUCCUGGAGCUUCCCCCCGGAGAUGCUCUCCUUGGAGCACAGAGCCGCAGCCGAGCUGCACCCGCACCCGGAGAUGCUCGUCUGGGACCUCAGCGCCCACCUGGCCGUAGCCAACGUGAUGUGUUUCGGAACCAUGAGAUGUUUUGGAUCCGUGUGACGUGUUUCAGAUCCAUGUGACAUAUUUUGGACCCUUAUGAAGUGUUUCAGAUCCACGCAACGUGUUUCAGAUCAAUGCAAUGUGUUUCGGACCCAUAUGACGUAUUUCGGAUCCAAGUGACAUAUUUUGGAUCCAUGUGAUGUAUUUCGGAUCUGUGUGACGUGCUUCAGAUCCGUGUGACGUGUUUUGGACCCAUAUGAAGUGUUUCAGAUCCAUGUGACGUGUUUCGGACCCAUGCAACGUGUUUUGGAUCCAUGUGAUGUGUUUCAGAUCCGUGUGAUGUGUUUCAGAUCCGUGCAACGUUUCAGAUCCAUAUGACGUGCUUCGGACCCAUAUCAUAUGUUUCAGAUCCGUGUGAGACAUAUUUUGGAUCCAUAUGAUGUGUUUUGGACCCAUAUGACGCGUUUCAGAUCCAUGUGACAUGUUUUGGACCCAUAUGAAGUGUUUCAGAUCCAUAUGACGUGUUUUGGACCCAUAUGAAGCGUUUCGGACCCAUGUGGCGUGUUUCAGAUCCACGUGACGUAUUUGGGAUCUGUGUGACACAUUUCAGACCCAUGUGACGUGUUUCGGACCCAUAUGAAGCAUUUUGGACCCAUAUGAAGUGUUUCAGAUCCAUAUGACGUGUUUUGGACCCAUAUGAAGCGUUUUGGAUCCGUGUGACGUGUUUCAGAUCCCUGUAAUGUAUUUGGGAUCUGUGUGACACAUUUCAGACCCAUGUGACGUGUUUCGCACCCAUACGAAGCGUUUUGGACCCAUAUGAAGUGGUUCAGAUCCAUAUGACGUGUUUCGGACCUAUAUGAAGCGUUUCGGACCCAUAUGAAGUGGUUCAGAUCCAUAUGACGUGUUUCGGACCUAUAUGAAGCGUUCCGGAUCCGUGUGACGUGUUUCAGAUCCACGUGACGUAUUUGGGAUCUGUGUGACACAUUUCAGACGCACGUGACGUGUUUCGCACCCAUACGAAGCGUUUCGGACCCACAUGAAGUAUUUCAGAUCCAUAUGACGUGUUUUGGACCCAUAUGAAGCGUUCCGGAUCCGUGUGACAUGUUCCAGAGCGCCGGCGCCGCCGUGCGGCCGCUGUCCCCCACGGAGGACGGGCUCCCCCAGGCCGACCAAGUGCUGAACGGGCGGGUGCCCCUGCCCGAGAAGGCCCUGUCGGAGGGUUACGCGCGCCUGCGCUACCGGGACACCUCGCUCCUCAUCUGGCAGCAGCAGCAGCAGAAACUGGAGUCGGCGCCGCCCAACACCUACCUGAGCCGCAGCCGCAGCAUGUGGUACUCGCAGUACGGCAACGAGGCCAUCCUGGUGCGCGACAAGAACAAGCUGGACGUGCCCCGGGACACGGGGCAGUCCAAGUUCUGCGCUAUUAUGUGAUCCCGGCGCUUCGGCGUCCGCAGUGGGGAUGGACCGGGCUGGCAUCAAGCCUGGAGCGGUUUGCACCAUCCCAGCCGUACGGCUCUGUUUGUAGGAUGGGGGAGAAGCUGCUUGGUGCCUACGCUGGUUUUGGCUGUUGGGAGCGUGGGAUUUUGCAGGACGUUGGGUUGGGGGUAACGACGACCGUCCUGCUUGGGAAUUAGCUGCUCCGAAGGGGCCUGUGGAGCAGGAGCAGCACCCGCCGUCACUUGGGAACCGUCCCCGGCCGCCACUUGCACUUCCUAGGCCUGCACGUUGCCCAAAUGCUGCUUGGGCACCAGCAAGUCCAGGCUGGUUUUCAUUAAAAAGCAGAAUUUAGGGGGAUUUUCUGCAAAACGCACAGCUUGUUCUGCAGGCUGUGUCUCCCCCUGAUGACUUGCCUGGCAAUGGUCUGCGGCUAGCUAGACACGAAGCAAAGAAAGGGAAGGAUUUAUCUUGCAAAGGGAAGAGAGAAGAAUGCAGUGAUAAUUUCAUCUGGGCCUUCGAAAUGUCUGGAAAUAUCAUCAGGGUUUUGCCCUGUGCGGAGCAAAAUGCGCUUUCUGCUGCCACAAAUUGGCAGCAUGGAAAUAACAGCAAAAACCACGAUUUUAUGGAGCCUGCGGAGCCAUAAGUACCGACCCCCCGAAAGGCAGGGCUGGGUUAGGAGCUCCGGGAGGAAAUUCCUGCAAACCUACACGUCUCCUGCCAAGGGACGUAAGGAAACCUGUACAUAGUCACCUACCUGCAGUCACUGAUCCACCGGAGAAGGAAACAGCCUAUUAAAAAGUGUGCUUAGUGUUUUAAGUCUUAAUGUACACAGUAGUUAGGAAGGGUUUCGUAAUUCUGGUUGGGUAACAGCUCUUGUUUCGGUGCAUUUGGCGCAUUUAUUUUAAAGGUAGUGCCUGGGAAGGUUUGUUUCAACUGACUGGAGGAUUUUAGGAUGGAAACAAAAAAAAUAACAAUUUCACUCUCUCAAGUUCUUGUUUCUAUUAGAACUGGAACCUUAUAACUUCCUUCAGGAAGGAUCAUGCCGUGCAGAGCUCAUGGAAAUUCAAACUCAAUCCUGCCGCCUAAGUCUUUCCUAAGACACACUCCGCCUAAGACACAGCAGCGCUGUUGUGAGGGGCAUUAAGCCUGGGAUGAAGCUUUUAAGUGUAAGGUCGGAGUUAGGCUGUGCUUAGGUGUUCGCCCUGCAGCACGCGGGGCCAGGGAUGCACUGAACUUCGAGCAACUCCGUUCUUGAUGCUGACUUCAAGGUGGACUAUUCAUCCAUGUAGAGUUAGGCACUGGCAUUACUUCUGUCUGUUACAGCGAUCUAAAACCUCUCCCUUUUCAUUUUUCUUUCAUGCACUUUAUUUAUUUAUUUUUUUCAAGGCAGGGGGAUAUGGCGAAGAGGAACCUCCUCCACCUCCCCGCUUCAUGGGUUAAGUGCUGGGCCUGGAAACACUAAAGCUGAUGGCAGUGCCCGGCGUGGAGCUGCAGCGAGCACGGGCAGCCCCCUCUCCACGGGAUUAUUUAUGCAUGUCUUAGUGUUUGGCACUUGGAUUUGCGUGCGCAUAAAGCUAAAGCUGCUGAGAUGGACAGCAGUGCUUUACAGACCCUGUGUUGUGCUGCACACCCGAGUAGUCCUCACGAGCCUGCAAGGACCAGCUCUGCCUGAGAUAUUUUUUUGGGAAAAGUGCAUUUUGACUGGGGAGAAAGCACUUAACGGGAUGUACAUAACUAGAUAGACUCGGAAAUCUGCGGCAAUGAUGGGCAUCACCUACAGGCUCCAGCUGCUGGCUGAGCAAAGGGGUUGUUAUUUAUACGGAUGAGCAGGAGGGUGAUCCGAGGGCAUCCUAGGGGGGCAGGAGAAGCACGGUUGGAUCCUCUCCCAAACUGCUCACUCUGGAUUUAGGAAGCUGAGGAAACAGCAGCCUUUCCCUAAAGCCAGCUGUUCAUUUUCUUUACUUUUCUUAUAGAAAAGACAUUUUCAUUUUCUUGAUUUCAGUAAGAAAGUUGAUUGCUGUGGUGUCAUCAGUCCCUUUUUGUUUAUGUGGCUGCUAACCCAAACCCCCUUUAUUUAAGCAACGUCAUUUAGGACUAUUUGAGAGCAAAACCCUUAAGUGUGUGCACAAGUUCCUUCGACCUCGAGGCGCUGCAUGACGGUGCAGGAAAAGAACGUGGCUUGUUCCUCCGGCUCCAACUGUAUUAUUUUCCAUAUCUGUGUGUCCUUAUUAGUCACAGCAGGUUUGCGGAGUGGCUGCUAUGGAGCGAGCGUUUCUGCAAGCCAGUUCUGUAG
Molecule: messenger RNA, 3854 nt
Organism: Nothoprocta perdicaria
Lineage: Eukaryota; Metazoa; Chordata; Aves; Tinamiformes; Tinamidae
Gene: BRD3OS
Product: BRD3 opposite strand
Exons: 1
Coding region: 1226-1555 (109 amino acids)
Source: RefSeq, a predicted model, not a curated record